This is a messenger RNA of Pseudoliparis swirei, 5458 nucleotides long. RefSeq names its product A disintegrin and metalloproteinase with thrombospondin motifs 16. Lineage: Eukaryota; Metazoa; Chordata; Actinopteri; Perciformes; Liparidae. Gene Ontology annotation, cellular component: extracellular matrix. Gene Ontology annotation, biological process: extracellular matrix organization; proteolysis. The record is from RefSeq and is a predicted model, not a curated record. The transcript is spliced from 24 exons. Gene Ontology annotation, molecular function: metalloendopeptidase activity. The coding region runs from base 282 to 4139 and encodes 1285 amino acids.
CGGGAGAGAAGACUUGUUGACUCCAAGCGAUUUGCCGCAUCGGAAUAUUGCGCUUAGAAAAAUGAGCGAAGACCAAAGUGGCGCAACAAGUCUGCAGAAGAAGAAGUCUUCAUCUGACACUCGUUGAUGCCUCACUCACCGCGAGAUCCACAGAGCAGCUUCGGCUGCAGUCGGACUGAUUGGUUUCAUCUAUUUAGGCUCUUUGGGUCGCCAGCAAGUGGCCAAAGGCUCCAGUUUUGUUCGUGUUUUGUUUUGCGUUAAGGUGACCCGCGGGCGCAGAGAUGACUUUCCUGCGGAUCUGUGCAGAGCGGAGAACCUCGACGCGGCCGUUGCUCCUUUUUCACCUCUUUUGCUUUUUCAGUCAAAGCGUGCUCUUCAAUGAUGGUGCUGAGUCUCACCAAGACGCGUCGGCCCUGCUCCGAUCCCUCAAUUUACCUCAACACACAGAAUAUGAGAUUGUAUCUCCCUUUGAGGUCAACCACGAAGGCGUUUACAUCUCUCACGAAGUUGCCCACAACCAGCGCAGAAGGCGACGCAGAUCCUUGACUGGCUCAUCAGAAACCGACGGUGGCAGUGAAACGCUCCACUUCCGACUGAGUGGCUUGGGGCAGGACUUCCACAUGGAGCUGAGGGAGGCCUCCGAGAGCCUGAUUGCACCUGGCUUCACCGUCCAAGUCCUGGGAAAGAAUGGCACAAAGAGCCUGAGGGCCUACCACCGGGACGACCUCUGCUUUUACCAGGGGUCGCUGAGGUCAAAGGUCAACUCCUCUGUGGCAUUGUCCACAUGCACGGGAAUGUCAGGUUUGAUCAGAACACAGGACGCAGACUACUUCCUGAGACCCGUGUCCCACCACUUGGCCCAGAGAAGGAACUUCACAGCACCCUCCAGUCACCAGCCACACAUCCUCUACAAGAGCGAGAGGGACUCCCGUACGGAGCCGAGAGGUCACGACCCCCGGGUGCUUCAGAAGAGAUCCCCGGAUUCAACUCGUCACGACUCACUACACCGACACUUUGUCACCAAGAGAUCCACAAACUCACGGGCGGACCCCACCGCCUCCAGCGUGGCUGGUGAAGAUCAACGAGGUGGCAUCAGUCACGCGGACCGGAUGGAGCACCAUGACAAUGACCACAAACACGGGGAGAAGCAGAGGCAACACUUCUGCGGGAGACGGAAGAAAUACAUGCCCAAACCUCCAGAAGAGGACGCCUUUAUCCUCCAAGAUGAGUACAAGUUCAUCCCGAGGAACAAAAGAGCGGCGCCAAUAAAGAACCAGGCCAAUCAGAAGCUCAACGUGGAGACGCUGGUGGUGGUGGACAGAAAGAUGAUGGACAACCACGGUCACGAGAACAUUACCACAUAUGUUCUCACUGUGCUUAAUAUGGUCUCCAGUCUCUUCAAAGACGGUACAAUAGGGGGGAACAUCAACAUCGUGAUAGUCGGCCUUGUGCUUCUAGAUGAAGAGCAGGAUGGUUUGGUGAUCAAUCACCACGCAGACCACACGCUGAACAGCUUCUGCCACUGGCAGUCCACUCUGGGAGGCAGAGAGGGCCGACACCACGACCACGCCAUCCUGCUCACGGGGCUCGACAUCUGCUCUUGGAAGAAUGAACCCUGUGACACUCUCGGUUUUGCUCCAAUUAGUGGGAUGUGCAGCAAGUACCGGAGCUGUACCAUUAAUGAGGACACAGGCCUGGGUCUGGCGUUCACUAUCGCCCAUGAAUCUGGACACAAUUUUGGAAUGGUCCAUGAUGGGGAAGGGAACGUGUGUAAGAAGUCAGAAGGCAACAUCAUGUCUCCCACGUUAGCCGGUCACAAUGGUAUCUUCUCCUGGUCGGACUGCAGCCGCCAGUACCUCAGCCGCUUCCUCAAUUCUGCCCAGGCUGUGUGCUUAUCAGAUGAACCCCGAGCGGUCAAGGAGUAUCGGUACCCCGAGAAGCUGCCUGGCGAGCUGUAUGAUGCAGACACACAGUGUAAAUGGCAAUUUGGGGAGAAGGCCAAACUCUGCACCCUGAACUUUAAGAAGGAUAUCUGCAAGGCUCUGUGGUGCCACCGUGUUGGGAGGAAGUGUGAGACCAAGUUCAUGCCAGCUGCUGAAGGCUCUGCCUGCGGCCCUGAUAUGUGGUGUCGUAGGGGCCAGUGUGUAAAGCAGGGCGAUGAGGGCCCGAGGCCUCAGCAUGGCCAGUGGUCCGAGUGGUCGGCCUGGUCUGCCUGCUCGCGAAGCUGCGAGAGCGGAGUCACCUAUCGAGAGCGCCAGUGCAACAACCCGAGACCUGCAUAUGGAGGGAGGUUCUGUGAGGGCUCCUUCAGGUCAUACAAACUGUGCAACACUGAGGAUUGUCCCCCCAACACUACCGAGUACAGAGCGCAGCAGUGUGCCGAGUUCAACGGCAAACAGUUCAGAGGAUGGUACUACAGCUGGAGGCCGUACACCAGGGUGGACGAUCAAGAUGUCUGUAAGCUGUACUGCUUUGCUGAGGGAUAUGAUUUCUUCUUUGCCCUUGCCAGCAAAGUUAAGGAUGGGACACUCUGCUCACAGGACAGCUCUAAUGUCUGUAUCGACGGACUGUGUGAGAAAGUGGGCUGUGACCGUGCUUUGGGCUCCUCGGCUGUUCCUGACGCUUGCGGGUUGUGUAGUGGAGACAACUCCACCUGUAAGAUCUACAAAGGACAGUACAGCAAGCAGCAUUAUACCAACCAGUACUAUGGGGUGGUAACCAUCCCAGGAGGAGCUCGGAGUAUCCGCGUGAUGGAACUGAAUACGUCCAGCUCCUAUCUGGCCGUCAGGGACACCCAGAGACGCUACUACCUGAACGGGCGCUGGACGGUUGACUGGCCAGGCCGACACCCAAUCGCUGGAGCUGUUUUUGAGUACAAGAGACCCUACAACAGACCAGAGAGCUUAAUAUCAACUGGCCCCACGAAUGAGACACUAGUCAUAGAGAUAUUGUUGCAGGGCAGGAACCCAGGUGUACGCUGGGAAUACACUCUAAAGAAAACUGAUGAGAAAAGGAACCACAUCAAACACAACUAUACAUGGGCCAUCAUACGCUCCCAAUGCUCAGCGACUUGUGCCACGGGUAAGAUGAACACCAAGGCAGCCUGCUACAAAGACUUGAGAGUGCAAGUGAAUACAUCCAACUGCAAUAUCAAAUCAAGACCGGCUACUGGACUGAUGCCCUGCAACACCCAACCAUGCCCCGCCAGCUGGUCUGUAGGAGAGUGGGGGGGGUGCAGUCUGAGUUGUGGAGGAGGGGAGCAGACGCGGCAGGUCCAGUGUGUCCAGAGAACCAGCCAGACCAACGUAGACACCGCGGCCGACUCUCGCUGUGCCCGGGCCCCUCCGGCCACGAGGCAAGCCUGCAGCACACACAGCUGUCCACCGCUCUGGACCACCGGGCCAUGGUCACAGUGUUCUCGUAAGUGUGGCAGCGGCUUGAAGAAGAGGACGGUGCUGUGUACGAGCGCCGACCCAGCUGCCCAGACGCUGACAGACAGUUUGUGUGCCGGCCCGUCAAAACCCAGCAGUCAGGAAACCUGUUUCAUCAAGCGCUGCCAGAAACAACGCAAAGUCCAAUGGUUUGUCUCCACGUGGCAAGAGUGUUCGGUAACAUGUGGCCGUGGCUCUCAGACACGCUUCAUCAAGUGUGCAGAGAAGGACACUGCAGGAAAGUACAGAGAGCUCGCUGCCAAGAAGUGCCACCACGUCCCCAAGCCCACAGUGGAGCUCCUGAGGCCCUGCAUCCCGGCCGAGUGCCCCGUCCGCACCACGCCACCGGUCCACCGAUGGAGCAUGCAUCAUCUCACCCAUCCACCUCAACCCCUCCCUCCACCUCUGCUUCAAGCAGAAUGGCACUCGUCUCCUUGGUCUCAGUGCACGGUGACGUGUGGUGGGGGAGUGCAGGCCAGGACGAUCCAAUGUCUGGUCCAAGGGAAGCCCUCUCCUGGCUGUGCCCUCCAUCUUAAACCCUCAAUGUCCCAGGCCUGCAACACAAACUUCUGCCCGCAACCUGAGAAGAAAGACCUUGCAUGUAGGGAUUACUUCAACUGGUGUUACCUGGUGCCCCAGCAUGGAGUCUGCAACCACAAGUUCUAUGGAAAGCAGUGCUGUCAGUCAUGUUCAAAUUCAAACCUAUAAUCAUACGGAGGGACUCUGUGGCACAGACAGAUAGGUAGUUAGAUAGACAAAAGACUAUAUUUGACAUCCAUGCUUGAAAAGACAGUGUUUUUUGCUUUAAGCGUGUGCCGGGCACUGAAAACAAGUGACGCUUCGAUGGAAGUGCGAGAGAGUUGCAGUGCCCUCUCUUCUCCCUGUGAUGCCGGACAUCUGGAUGCAAGAACAUGAUCCCCUACACAGGGAAGGGAUCGGGACAGCACAUAUACAGGAGGGAGUUAUGAGGAGGAAAUAGCGAUAUGGGAAUCGUGAUUAAAGCAUAGGCCUGACAUAUCCAAAAGAAACUGAAAACCUUUGUUUAUAUAUUGUAUGUAAUUGCACAGAUCUGUGCCCAGGACACCCAAUGUCUCCCAGUCAAAAUGCAAGCCAAUGAUGGCGAACCAAUAAUGAAAUAACGGUUGAUGAGGUUUCAGGCACUGCCACGCAACAACAUGCCCGGGAUACGCCACUGCAAUUUCUUUAUCAAUCGGAAAUCUGAGGGUCUGAUAAUGAAAAGGGAUGUUUCGAAUAAGCAAGUAGGAAAACAUCAUUUGACCCUACGGCUUGAUAGAAAGAAGACUGGGAAUCAUCAAAGUGGGCUUCCUCAAUAGUUGGACAAUAGCAAGAAGCUAAGUGUGUUGUCAUAUGAAAGAAAAACUAAAAGAGCAUAAAUGAAAUGCGUCACACAUUCUGAGAUGGGUCAACUGUGUAAACUGACUUUCAUACUCAGCGGUGCUACAACGUUGUCUUCUGUCACAAAAGCAAUGUGAAAUCCUCAAGUUUCAGGAAAGAACACGUGAAUUGUGUGACCCAUGUACAGUAUUGUUUGUUUUAUUUAUUGACUUUAGAAUUCAGCAUUGCUGGAAGACUGUAUUAAUAAGCAGCAUCAAUGUGUCAUUUUAUUACUCUACCCUAAGCCGGUGACCUUUAUAUUUUGUAUUAUGUUUCAUAGGAUUACAUGCUGACAAACUGCACUUUUUUUUGGUAUUACAAACAUUUACUUUAUUUUUUGAAGAAGAAAAAUAUGUGAUGUCAAAAGCCCAAUUCUGUAAUAUCAACAUGGAUUCAGUGAUUAUUUACACCAGCUGCCCAGUCAAAAUCUGUAUUAAUUAAAGGUAUGAACCGGGUCUGCUCCAUCUAUCCAUCAGUGUCCCACAUUAUUACAAGUCAUGUAUUGUAUGAAUUGAUAUGGCACAAACUUCAUGCAUUACAUAUUGUUGUGGUUCAAAGCACAAAUAGACAGGUGAUGUUCACAAUGUAAAUGAAAUAACAAUAAACAAACGUGAGUCAUGUCAGCAUUUUAA